Molecule: messenger RNA, 309 nt
Organism: Trichobilharzia regenti
Lineage: Eukaryota; Metazoa; Platyhelminthes; Trematoda; Strigeidida; Schistosomatidae
Source: the annotation of a GenBank genome assembly
AUGAGUAUAAACGUAAAUUUGACUAUUCUAGCACUUUGUUUUUCUUUAUUUGCGCAUGCACUAGGCUUGGUUUAUCAUACGCUCCGUUGUUUGGCCUAUUGGUUGCUUGCGAUGUCAACGAACCGUUCGUUGCAGGUAGUCAAUUUGAGCGAAAGGAUCGCAGACUUAAAUGGAAUUUUCGGUGAAUUAAUACUUGGAAGGCGUUUAUUCAGCUGGGAUGAAUUUGAAAAGUCAUUAGCAGAAUUUCAAAAAGUGAGGAAGUGCAGUGUAGAAGGAGAUCAGAAUUUAAUUUCUAUUUCACAGUUAUAA